UGUACGUUAUACAAGUAAUAUUUAUAUAUAAAUACUGUUAUUAAUAUCUAAAAAACCAUUAAAAAAAGGUAGAAAAGUGGGGAUUCAUACGUGACACCAGCCCUGCAUCUCUGCUGCAAGUCUGCAGUAUUUACAUCCGCAGUAGACCUCAAAAAGAGAAUAUUCCAUACAAACAUGCUGCUGUGAGAUAUCAUAAUGACAAAUAAUGCUAUUUGGAAAACAACGUCAUAUGGAGGAUCAGUGAGCAACCCCUUAUUUAUUUCUGUUGAAAAAGUUAACGUGCAAAAGAAGAGAACACCUAAAGUAAACAAUAAAAGGAGCAACCGGUGUAUUGCACAUAUAUAUACGACAGAGCGGGCCUAUACAUAGUCCUGACACUGAUAGAUAAUUGUAUUUCUCAAGCUCGGUAUCUUCUUCCCCCCCUGUAGAUGCUCCAAUUAUCAUCAGCAGCAGACAGAGUCGUAGUGACGGCCGAUGAGCGAAAGUGAGGUUAGUAACGACGACGGUGGUGGUGGUGGCGACGGCUGCGGCGGCAGCUGUGGCUGCAGCGGUGGUGGUUUCAUCAGAAAAAGACGACGACGAAGAAACACCAGUCGUAAUAGUGUCUCUCUAAAUCUAAAAGUUAACAGUUGUCACUUUUGUUGUUGCUGUUUCUGCAACAACUACUACCAGCCGCCGGUGUUUUUGUUUACCAAAGCAUUAUUAUGACCGGGCACGAGGAAGUGACGACGGUGUCUGCCUCGGCGAUCGAGACAUCUACGGCUGCGGGCGUGCGAUCGUCGCCCGGUAUCGUCAGAUUAGCUGCAAGGCUAGGAAACUAUCUAAAAUGUAUUCUGCGAAUCAUUUUCGUCCUUUUAAACAAUACAUACUGCAUACCUACAUACCUUGUUUGGAUGAUCGUACUGUUCCCGAUGAAAAUUUAUCAGCCUAGUUGGUAUUGGCGCAUCGAGGGUAUGUUCUUUCAUUGGUUGUUAGCUAUGGUGUCAAUGUGGACAUGGUCCGCUGGAUAUGAUGUUGUAGAGUUAGGGGACGACAUUAGCAAAAUUAUACAUGAAAGAACUUUGGUGAUUGCAAAUCACCAAAGUACAGGGGAUGUUCCUAUAUUAAUGACAACUUUUAAUGCCAAGCCCACUGUUUUGCCUAAUCUCAUGUGGAUCAUGGAUAGCAUAUUUAAAUUUACCAACUUCGGACUUGUUUCUUUAUUACAUCAUGACUUUUUCAUUUUAUCAGGUCGUAAAAAAAGAGAAGAAAGCCUGAGGAAACUAGAUAGGCAUCUCAAAGAUUCAUAUAUCCCACUGGAAAGGAAAUGGUUGGUUCUUUUUCCAGAAGGUGGUUUCCUGUGCAAAAGGCGUGAAACCUCGCAAAAGUAUGCUAAGAAGAAUAAUCUUCCUAUCUUAGAAAAUGUUACCCUACCUCGGGUUGGAGCUCUGCAAACUAUAUUUAACACUAUUGGCCCCACACAGAACAACAAUUCCUCGGAAGAACAAUUGAAUUCAAGGCCAAGUACAGCAGUGAUGCGGCCAGAAAUCAGAUAUAUUUUAGAUAUUACAAUUGCUUACCCUCAAGGAAAACCAAUAGAUUUGCCGACGAUCAUAACUGGCGUAAGACCCCCGUGUCAAACAAUACUUUUUUACCGAAUUUUUCCAACAUCAAUGAUUCCUAAAGAACCUGAGCAACUAUCAAGAUGGUUGUUUGACAGAUGGGCCGAAAAGGAAGUCUUUUUAGAAAACUUUUAUAAAUAUGGAUCUUUUAAUGGCAUUAAUCCAUCAAAUUAUGAAAAUUACAAGAUUCAGCAAGAUCCAUUGCGUUUUCUAAUUCUUCAUCUGUUCUUUAUAACAUCUAGCUAUCUCCACUACAAAGUCAUCACUUAUGUUUUAGCUUGUAUUUGGUAA
Copidosoma floridanum is the source of this 1892-nucleotide messenger RNA. Its product is annotated as acyl-CoA:lysophosphatidylglycerol acyltransferase 1. Gene Ontology annotation, biological process: phosphatidylinositol acyl-chain remodeling. Gene Ontology annotation, cellular component: endoplasmic reticulum; endomembrane system. Gene Ontology annotation, molecular function: acyltransferase activity. Lineage: Eukaryota; Metazoa; Arthropoda; Insecta; Hymenoptera; Encyrtidae. The record is from RefSeq and is a predicted model, not a curated record.